Messenger RNA from Pieris macdunnoughi, 1938 nucleotides. The record is from the annotation of a GenBank genome assembly. NCBI's taxonomy places the organism in Eukaryota, Metazoa, Arthropoda, Insecta, Lepidoptera, Pieridae.
AUGGACAUUGUGAUAGUCAAAUUGCUCCUGCUCUCACUGGCGUAUGUCAGCGGUCAAUAUCGCUACAAAUGCCCGGCGAUAGGUCACCACCUAUUACCGCAUGAAACGGAUUGCUCCAAGUUCUAUUACUGCGAAUAUGGCGUGAGGCGUAAUGACGCGAGACAGUGUCCGGCAGGAACUCUGUUCUCCUAUGAAAUACAGGUUUGCGAUCACGCGCAUAACGUCAAAUGCAACACUGGUCCCACUUCUCCAUGUACUGAAGAACCACCUUGCGAUUGCUCCAAGCAACCAAUACUGCCCAAUGGAUGUCCUUGUGACCACAGCAUUCAAUUACGAUUGCGUCACGAAUCUGACUGUGAGAAAUACUAUCAAUGUGACCAAGGCAAGAGAGUCUUAAGAGAGUGUGCCCCUGGGACUCACUUUAAUGCCAAAUUGCAGAUAUGCGAUCAUCCUUCUAAAGCUGGCUGUGACCCUUCUUGUAUUACCACUACUACUACUACAACAACUACUGAGACACCAAGUUGCGAUUGCAAAAAUCAACCAAUAUUGCCAAAUGGAUGUCCUUGUGACCAUAGCAUUCGGUUGCUUUUACCUCAUGAAUCUGACUGUGCUAGAUUCUAUGAGUGUGAUAAUGGCGAGAGAGUCAUAAGACAGUGUGCCCCUGGGACUCACUUUAAUGCUAAACUACAGGAAUGCGAUCAUCCUUCUAAAGCUGGUUGUGACCCUUCUUGUGUUACCACAACUACUGAGAAACCAGCUUGCGAUUGCACAAGUCAACCAAUAUUGCCUAAUGGAUGUCCUUGUGACCACAGCAUUUCCUUGCUAUUGCGCCAUGAAUCUGACUGUGAGAAAUACUAUCAAUGUGACCAAGGCAAGAGAGUCUUAAGAGAGUGUGCCCCUGGGACUCACUUUAAUGCCAAAUUGCAGGUAUGCGAUCAUCCUUCUAAAGCUGGCUGCGACCCUUCCUGCGUUACCACUACUACUACAACAACAACUACUGAACAACCAGCUUGCGAUUGCUCCAAUCAACCGAUAUUGCCAAAUGGAUGUCCUUGUGACCAUAAGAUUCACUUGCUGUUGCCUCACGAAUCUGACUGUGAAAAAUUCUAUCAAUGUGAUAAAGGCGAUAGAGUAUUAAGACAGUGUGCCCCUGGGACUCACUUUAAUGCUAAAUUACAGGUAUGCGACCAUCCCUCCAAAGCUGGCUGCGAUCCUUCUUGUGUUACCACUACCACUACAACUACUGAGAAACCAGCCUGCGAUUGCUCCAAUCAACCGAUAUUGCCAAAUGGAUGUCCUUGUGACCAUAAGAUUCACUUGCUGUUGCCUCACGAAUCUGACUGUGAGAAAUACUAUCAAUGUGAUAAAGGCGAUAGAGUAUUAAGACAGUGUGCCCCUGGGACUCACUUUAAUGCUAAAUUGCAGGUAUGCGAUCAUCCUUCUAAAGCUGGCUGCGACCCUUCUUGUGUUACCACUACUACUACAACAACAACUACUGAGAAACCAGCUUGCGAUUGCAUCAAUCAACCAAUAUUGCCAAAUGGAUGCCCUUGUGACCAUAGCAUUCGGUUGCUGUUACCGCAUGAAUCUGACUGUGCUAGAUUCUAUCAGUGUGAUCAGGGCGAGAGAGUCUUAAAAGAAUGUGCAUAUGGGAAUCAUUUUAAUGCUAAAUUGCAGAUUUGCGAACACCCUUCAAAGGCUGGUUGUGAUCCGUGCAUAGUUUCUAACAAAUGUGUAGAAUGUCAUGUACCACACUGGGCCCACGAGACUGAAUGCGACAAAUUCUACAGUUGUUCCAAUGGCGAGGAGGUGCUGCACACGUGUCCUGCCGGUCUUAAUUUCAACGAGGCUCUGCAGACGUGCGAUUUUACUUGCAACGUCAGUUGUCGGAAUAGAUCUAGGCUAUUUUUCUUAGACUUUGCGCGUAAACGGCGGUAA